Messenger RNA from Drosophila virilis, 6140 nucleotides. RefSeq lists its product as uncharacterized. The record is from RefSeq and is a predicted model, not a curated record. Lineage: Eukaryota; Metazoa; Arthropoda; Insecta; Diptera; Drosophilidae.
ACACCGAUGGCAAUUGGCUUAAAAUGGCGGGAUUACGCAAAAAGAGACGUACCACGAAGCAGGCCCUGCUGCGCCGGGCUGUCAUUAAGGCGGGUCGCAAUGCGGACGAUACUGUAGAUAGGUCUGCGCUAUAUGAUGUGCCCCAAACCAGAUCCAGUCCCCAGGCCAAGGCCAUAACUGUGCUGCCUUCCUUUAACAAGGAUGCGCAGUUGGUGCAUAUCAUGCAGCGCAGCCUAUCCAACAACUCGGGCUCCAGCUGGGAGCCGAGGGGUGCGCAUCGCAUAACAAGAAUCAAGCCCAACAAGACUGAGGCUAAGCUGCAACAUAUUUUCCUCGAAACGCCCUUCAGGUCGGCUGAGCAACGCAAGGAGGCGGACAAUGGGGCAGCAAAGAAAUCAGGCCUCAAGAAACCAAAUACCAACGAUAACAGAUCAGGAGUUAGCUUGAAAGCGUUCGAGCCCUCGAAGGGCUCCAAGGGCUCACGAGCUAGCUCCUUGGGCUAUCCUUCUAGUUGGAAUUUGGAAGUGCCCGGCGAGGACGAAGUGUCUGCAGUGGUUGCCAAUGAGCUCAGCCUAAGCGAAAUAGUCAAUUGCGAACUACUCAAUCGUACUAUCUACGAUAACCGGCUGAACGCCCCGGUUACCUUACGUCGACCCACCAAAAUUGACAAUGCCGUGCAGUGUGUGCUUCCGCAGAUGCCAAAGACCGCGACACUGCGGCGUAAGAAAACGGCCGGGGUCCAAACCCAGACAAUUACCAAGCGUAGGCUGUUAACCCCAAAGCCAAUGCAAUACAAGAUACCACGACUGCAAAGGAUCAGGUCCAGAAUGUUUCCGAUUGGCACUAGGCGCAGCAUUUCUCCGACGGGCAUUAUCCGUAUGGACAGGCUGCUUGGUGUCACCGCCAAAGGAAUGCGACCCCGUGUGUACAGUGGCAAAGCGGACAUACAUACGGAAAGUGUUCCGAACAAUGUUGGUAAAAAUUCCAGAAAUCCCAAAAAUCUACGGCGACCAGCAUCGCCAGGCUCCAGCAAUGACGAGGAGCGCGGAAUGAAAAAGUUGGACGUUGCCAAGGAUCCAAACUAUGGCGGUUACACACCAUCGGAUUGCAGCUGCGAAAGCAAAAGCAAUGACAGCCUUGACAAGCAAAAUAAAUUAACGGCAGCCCCUAAAGAAUCCUCGGAGCAUUACAAUCGCAUCGAUAAGAUAAGUCAACCGCCCAACGGAAAGGAACGUAAACACCAAAAACCCGAAUCCAGUUCGGCUGAGUGUAAAUGCAAUGGCCAACCAGGCAACCAGUUGAAGACCCAUCAAGCCACCUGCACCAAGGUAAAGUGCCCCAAUAAGAGCUGGGAUUCAAGAAUGGCCAAUGAGCAGGAAAUAAAGGAAGCAGGAAACAAGUCGGGCACGUCUGGCACCUCAAGCACUAUGCACUAUUGUUACUGCAGCCAAAAGAAGUCCAGUGCCAAGAACGUGGUCUUCGAGAGUCAAGGAUCGAACGACACGGAGCAGACACAGAACAGUUCCAGUGAACAAAGGUUUGCCAAACCCGCAUCGGACACAAAACUGCCUAAGGCCCCUGGCCAGACGUGUCAGUGUCCCAAGUGCUCCAAUGCCGUGACACAGACGCCAAAAAGAGGAAAGAAUGAACGAAUUGCAACAAAAAGCAAAGUGCAUAGUGAAAACAGUUCCGAGGAAUGCAUCUGCAUAUGUGCGAAUUGCAUCGCAAAGGGCAUGGGGACUGCGCAGAACUCCAAGGGAACAAGCGAUGUGUGCGACUGCAAGUGUCCCACUUGCACUAAGGCAAAAUCUAAAAGUCAACCGACCAAUGCAGUCAGGGAAAUGGAAGGGAAAGCUUUAAGUUCUGAUCGUAGUGCAAAACAGAGCUCGAGAGAAUCGAGAGCUCAGAAACCUGGUCGUGGAACAAUGCACAGCCCCAGAGAGGGAAAACCUUCAGGUCCUGAGAGAAGAAUGACGCUUAGCUCAAGAGAACCCAGAAUUCAAAGUCCUGUGCCAGGAGUGUACCCACAAGGUACUGUCGCCCGCCCAAAGGGCAGACAGGAGACCGUGAAGCAGCUUAAAUGCCAAUGCCCAAAAGCCAAAGUUAUACAGGCACUGCAUGAAUUCAACGAAUACUGCAUCUACAAAUGUCCCAAUUGCUCAAAUAGAGUUCAACAACCUAACAUAAAUGCAGCCAUGUAUGCCAGAGAAGGAAUGUACGGUAUGAGCCCAUGUCAGUGUCCAGGCUGCAGAAUGCUUCGGAGGCCAGGCAGUCCGAUGUCAAGCUCGUCACACCCUAGAAGUGGCCGAGACAGUCCAACCAGAAACCCAAUGAGCGAUUCCAGGAGGCAUAAUUACAAUGGCAAAAGGCAUCAUGAGCCGAAGAAAUCAUCGUCAAACAGUAACGAUUCAUCCAAUGAAUCCAUUGAGCGAAUUCUGCCAGUUGUUACCAUGAGCUCAAACCAGGACAAGGUUAACAAGAAAGUACAAUGCGAUUGUAAGUGCCCCAACUGCGGCAUUAACAUCAAUGACUUCUCCCGGGAUGACAGAAAAAAAAGCGAAAUAGACCUAAAUCCAAAUAAGCUGUAUAGUCAAACUCAACCCAGGCCAGAUACUGUGGCAAGGGAAGCUAGGAACGCACAGGAGAUGGGAGCCAAUUUAUAUGGUUCGAAUAGGUAUGAAGCCAACAACCAAGACGUCCAGGAAGACGCCGAUCGGGAGUGCCAAAUCUGUAAUACCAUAAUGGCUAAGAAAAAAUACGCUAUGGCAUCGAAAACCAAAUACGAUGUGGAAUCGGACAACAAAUACGAUAUGGAUCCAGAGCAGAAAUACGAUAUGGAAUCGGACGACAAAUACGAUAUGGAUCGGGAGCAAAAUUAUGACAUAGAUCCAAAGCAAAAAUACGAUAUAGAUCGAGAGCGCAAAUACGAUAUUGAUCGAGAGCGCAAAUACGAUAUUGAUCGAGAGCGCAAAUACGAUAUUGAUCGAGAGCGCAAAUACGAUAUUGAUCGAGAGCACAAAUACGAUAUGGAUCGAGACACGGAAGCGAAAAGCAAGUACGAUGCGAAUCCAAAUCGGCAUCGGAGGCCACAUUGCAACUUGGAGACGUGCAAUAAAAAGUGUAACAAGUGUAAAAUAACAGCGGCAAAAACCAAAACGGGUGAUGCCAUGGUUAAUCUUGUUGUGGACGAUAAAUGUAAUGUGAAUCAAAUCAUACAAAUCUUGCAGGAGACAGUUUUACAGCUGGAGGGACAAAAGAAACUGCUAAGCCAGUCCGUGGAGAAUGCGGUUGUCACCCAAAAUGACAAUAUUAACAAUGUUCAGAAGAAUUAUGCAAAUGGCACUUUGACCUCCUUGAAUCCCAACUUAAUGCCAGAACCUUAUUGCGACAUAAGAAACUGUCCAGUGUAUAAGUCGCAAUCUCCCGAUCAGGAGCAACUAUAUAAGGCGACAGCCUAUACCACAUGUCCAGGAUACAAUCCGUUCCAACAGCGAAAAGGUAGUCCGCUAGAAGGCAGUCCCCAAGCGACGCGAAGAAACAGAAAUCCUGCUGUUUACCAAGACCCAUCCAGCUUGCAGUAUCAGCCAACAGAUGAGUUUCAGCCCCAUCAUGAUAGGUUUAUAGCUAUGGAUCCGAAUGCUCCACAUCAAGGUGGUCUGCGCAGUCGCAGCGGCAGCACGUAUCCCUUGAAGGAAAACUCUAAGAUAAGCUCGUUGCCGCGUGAAAUACUACAAAAGAUCAAGCCUACGAAAUCGUUCAUAGAUAUGUUUCAUAUGGCCCUGGCUUUAAAAGGCAAUAAAGGCUAUUACCACAAUCCUAAUGCACAUGCCAACUUCUAUGGUCAAUCGCCCAAGGAACAAGAAUUCUUGGACUAUGCACAGUAUGCGAGCAACAUAUUAGCUGCUGCCAAAAGAAAGCAAGUGCCUGGCAAACAGCUCGCUAGAGAUCAAUCAACGCGAGAUCUACGCUUCUAUCUACACAAUGCACCAUCUGUGGAGCACAGCAGCAAAAACUCUCCGGGACACAACAGUCCGAAAUAUCCUACCAGCAAAUAUCUAAAGCAAAACUUUAAAUUUUCCUCCCAUACAGGCAUUGGCGACAGGAGUAAUAGUCCGCCACGGCUGCAGGGACAAUCGGAGCAGGAGCAGCGACACCGAAGACCGGAUAGAGCAGAGUCCCAUUUUUUUCGAAAAGACAAUAACGAAAGCACAGCCAAAAGUCAAAUUGCAGAACAACACAAUCGAGAGGAUCUAGUCCGGCGGCAGCCAAUUGUAUGCUCUGGCAUCCAUGAUAAAUCGAAAAAUCCAUAUUUUAGGCGAGAGCUGGCACAGAGAGAUUUAUUCCAAAAGCACGAACAUCGUGACACUGGUUCGGAAUACACAGAAUUGCGUGAUAAGAGUCCAUGUCAACCACAAGUUCCAAAUAUAAUAAAGGAAAAUCCAUUUCUACAGAAACGUGAAAGUACUGGUAUUGUGCCACCGUGUGAAUUCCGAACACGUCAAAUUCAAGAUAUGUAUUCAUGCGGCUUGGAGUUCUGUCGAAAAUGUCCCAAAACUUCUAAGGUGUUGAUCCACAGAAAACGCUGUUCGGACAAAGAAUUCAAAUAUUGCAGUGAAUUCUGUUGCAUGGAAAAACCGAACAGACGCGAUCUGCAAAAAAUACAACCCGCUCUAUCUAUCUACGGGCAUUCGAAAUCGCAAAGUAGCUUCGGUUCUGGCAGAGCUAGACAUCGAAGAAAAAUGGGAACCCCAACCAAGCGAAAGAUAAGUUAUCUAAAAUUGGAAGAUUUCUCAUCCAAGCACUUAGAGUCCAAGCACUCGCAAUCAUCCGUUGUCAAUGCAUUCCGUAAAAAAUUACAGGAUUUAAAAGAAAAUUCUUUGCAAAACAAGAACUCAAAUUUGUCACAAAAAUAUACACCAAUAUAUAAAGUUGAUCUGCUCGGAAACACUUUAGAUCCAUCAAAAUCAUUACCAUCCAAAUCAAGAUGCCUAUAUAGUUGCAAAAGUUCCGAAAUUCAAAAUAAAAAGCUUACAGCCGAUUUGAAAGCAAAGAAAUCGAAAAGCAAUCAAUCAUAUUCACAAGAACCAAAUGCCGAGAAGAAAGUGAAAGAAGGGCCAGAUCUUUCGGAAGCGCAGAAAUCGGAAAUGAAAGGCAUUGUAUAUUUGGGCAGAAGAAAAACUGGAGAUAACCAAGAAACGGAAGGAUCGGAUUCAGAAUUUAAGAAAUUUGAAGCAAGAAAAAGUCAAUAUACAGCCAAAGGACGGGCAGAAAGCGAUUUUUCAGAUCAUUCGGCAUCAAAGCGAAUCAAAUCAAAAACAAACAUAACACCGACCAGAAGACGGGCAGGUGAAAAGAAAGAAAGCGAAGAAUCACUGUUUUUAGCUUCGAAGAAUCAGUCAAGAAGCACCGAGCUUCUGGCCCGAAGACGAGCAGGUGAAAAGGCAGAUAGCGAUGAAUCAGAUCAUUUUGAAAGAAAUCAAUCUGUAAGCUCUAUUGGUAAACGGCGCACAAGUGAAAAGAGAGCGAAAGAGAUUUCGCACAGCGACGAGAGCAAAAACUCAAAUUCAAUAUCGUUCGGUGUAUAUUCUUACCUAAAUAAAACAAAAAAGGGAAGAAAAGUAUCUGUGGAAUUGCCAGCAAUAACUCUUGCUAAUGAUGCUCAGCUAGAGUCCACAAACAGAACGAAAUUGCAAGGUGUGCUCGCCCUCGGCAAUAGAACAAAGAAGGAGAGAAAGCCCGUUCUGAUAACCCCUGAAAAGCAAGUGAAAAAAGUGGUAUCCGCGUCAAGUGGAUUUGCUAGUUUUAAGCAUCGCAAGUCACGUCGCAAUUCGCACAAAGAACAAAGCGAUUGCGAUGAUGUGAAGGUCCUCUACGAUUCCAGCUAUAAAUUUUCCAAACACAGUUACGGGGACGGCGAUUCAAACGACGAGUGUGAAACGGAUUUUAAGAGACAAGCCCUGUUCAAAGCGCAGCCAAGUUCAAGUCAAAAUAAUUUCUUCUGCAUGCUGAAAGCUCGAGAUAAAUUUAUGGGAUGCCACAAAUAUUCAAAUUAAUUGGCAAACUGCGCAUUAAAGCAGCAUCAAAAUUUUAGGAAUACGUUAUUUCAGACAAUAAAAAAAACCAGGUGACAACAAACAAUU